Elgaria multicarinata webbii is the source of this 1203-nucleotide messenger RNA. RefSeq names its product zonadhesin-like. Lineage: Eukaryota; Metazoa; Chordata; Lepidosauria; Squamata; Anguidae. Gene Ontology annotation, cellular component: extracellular matrix. The record is from RefSeq and is a predicted model, not a curated record. The transcript is spliced from 5 exons. The coding region runs from base 1 to 1203 and encodes 400 amino acids.
AUGGGGCACCUACCUUACUCCCCGGAACAGAGGAGUCCGGCGCCCAUGACAGGGCAAGCGGAAGCCCCUUUGGCCCAUUCACGGGCAGAUUCACCUGUCAUUGUGUUGAGGAAUGGACACGCAGAGACGCUGGCCUCCGACUCUUCCCGUUUCCACACUCUCCCACACGAGCCUGCCUCUGACCCACUUCCCUUCCUGGCAGGGUCCUGUGUGGUGUCGGGUGACCCUCAUUACUACACCUUUGACAAGCAAACUCACCACUUCAUGGGCAACUGCACCUACACCCUCUCCCAGCUGUGCAACCAAACCAGCCCUCCGCUGCCCUACUUCAACGUGGAAGCCACCAACGAGCACAGAGGGGGCAACACACAGGUGUCUUACGUCCAGAGCGUGGACGUGGACGUGCUAGGCCUCCGGAUCACCCUGGAGAAAGGGGGAACGGCGAAGGUCGAUGGGGAGGAAGUCGUCGUCCCCUCCACACCGAAAAGGGGUCUGCAAAUCUUGCCCAGCGGCUUCUACACGGUGGUCUCGACGGACUUUGGCUUGAAAGUCAAGUAUGACGGAAACCAUCAAGUGGAAGUGACGCUCCCGAGUCCCUACAAGAACCUGGUCUGCGGCAUGUGUGGAAACUACAACGGUAACCCCCAGGACGAUUUCCUGAAUCCCCGCGGGGAACGGGAGCCGGAUUCCACCAGCUUGGGGAACAGCUGGCAGGUCUCCAACCUCACCAGUUGCUCCGCAGGGCCCCCUCCUCUCUGCACGGAGGCUGAGAAGGAAGCCGCCCAGAGCAGCAGCUUCUGCGGACUCCUCACGGAUGCGGCGGGGCCGUUUAGGCAUUGCCACGGCACCAUCAACCCAACGGGGCACUUUGACGGCUGCCUUUACGACCAGUGCGCCCUGCACCUGGACCCUGGCUCCCUCUGCAGGAGCCUGCAAUCCUACGCAGAUGCCUGUCUGUCCCUGGGGGUUCUUGUAGAGCCCUGGAGGAACGCCACCUUCUGUCGUAAGUUUCUGAGGAGCAGCAGCGGCACCCGCAGCCUCCCUCCCUUGGGUGCACAAGAAUACCUGGGCAGGGACACUGCUCAUACGGGGCUCCACGGCAACAGUGCAGCGGAGAGGGCCCUUGGGCCAACGCUAGCUUGUAUGAGCUCCCAGGGACAGUUCUCAGCAUCGUCUGUGCGGGACCGCUGCCAGAAGUCCUAG